This is a messenger RNA of Polistes canadensis, 2133 nucleotides long. RefSeq lists its product as uncharacterized. Lineage: Eukaryota; Metazoa; Arthropoda; Insecta; Hymenoptera; Vespidae. The transcript has 6 exons. The coding region runs from base 320 to 1843 and encodes 507 amino acids. The record is from RefSeq and is a predicted model, not a curated record.
GUAUUCCAAUCAUAUGUUCAUAUUAUUGCGCGUAAAAUUUUGAAAUAAUGAUUAUAAAAGUUUCAAUAAGAGAUUGAUUGCAUUAUAAAGAAUUACAUGAUUUAUAAUAUUUUAAAGAGAUGUAUCAUCUAAUUAAGAAAUUGGGAAUUACUUUGGAGUCAUUGAAAUGUUUUAAAUUACCUACUUGGCUAUUAGUAAAAUAAUCAAUAGCAACAGUGAUUCUUAUACAAGAUUCGUGAUUAUACCUUUCUCAAGGACUUUCUAUUAUAAUCUCUAUAAUAAUUUUUAAUGAUUUGUGCCAUAAUUUUGGAAGCAUGAAAUGCAUAAAAAGACAAUUAAACGAAAUGUGUUUAGUUCAACAACACAGAAGAUAAAAGCACCUCAACAUUUAUUAAGACUACGAGACGAUGAAUCUUAUGAACAUGAGUUACGUGGAACACCAUUACCAAACUUACAAAUAAAAGAGUUUUCUAAGAGAAUUAUUAGUCCAAUAAGUUGUGAUCGAGCUAGUAUCUCAACGUCUAUGUCAUGGCCUGAGGAAAUGGAAAAUGUUGCAACUGAGAAAUUACUUCAACAAUGGGAUGCAAUUGAAAGGGUUCUUUAUAAUGAAACUGAUAACUUGUCCAACAAUGAAAUUUUUGAAGAAUGUAUGCAAUGGAAAAUGCAAAUACCACAUCUGAGAGUUAUUGGAAAAGGAUUACUUGAUGAAAAUAUUAGUAAAUCUGCAGAUUGUAGCACAGAUAAUAGAGAAGUACAAAAACCGUUCGAUUAUAGUGAUAGUCUAAAACUAUCUAUUGAAUGUGAUCAGGCAACAAAGGUAUAUAUAUGUAAUACCAAUGAAUCUUUAAAAAAUCAGCAAUAUAAACAAUUAAAAGAAGAAGUAUUUAAUAUUAUCUCGGAAUACAUAAAUUCUCAAUUAUUUCCAAAUAAAAACGAUGAUACAGACACAUUAGAUAGUAAACUAGAUAAAGUAUUAAAAAUUACUACUGCAUCUAUGUGUAGAAAUAGAACAUUUACAAAAAGUUCUAAAUCUACUAGAUCGAGUGAUCAAAUUUUGUAUCGUGAAGAUUUUGAAGAUGAUUCUUCGGAUUUCUAUAAUGUGAAACAACAUGAUCAGAAUAGUUUGGACAAAUCAAAAUCUGAAACUAUUACAAGGAGUAAACGUUUCCCUCAAAGGAGAAAAAAACAUUCCAUUUCUGCGAGUAAAAUAAAAGCUUUACAGAAAGUGGAAAAUGAUGUAAAUGAUGAAAGGGAAAGACUAUAUACUCCACAGCAAAACAGAAAUAAACUCGGUACUGUUUUUAAUGAAAAGAUUGUUGUUAGCCCUGUGCCUUUUGCUGUAUCAACUAGAGAAAGUUUUUCUACUUUAAAAACUAUUCCCAUUAGAUUCAUGGAACAAGCUUUAGAAAUCUCAACUUCUCAAGGAUCUGCUAGAAAUUCAUUUUCUAACAUUAAACCAUGGAAGUCAAACAGUAUUAGAAUGCCGGAUAAUCAUUCUGCUUGGCAAACCCCUGUAUCUCCAGCUGUGUGGCCGAAAAAUCUUAGACUUGCUCCUAUAGAUACUUCAAGGCUUCCCAGCAGCAAAAAUAGAUCAUUGUCGUUGGCUGCAUCACCAGCUGUGUUACAGCGCAGUAUAAAACCUUUAAGUCCUAUUUCACAUUCAAUAAUGCCUUCUACUGCAAAAAUUAUACGCGAUAAAAAUAAUGAUAUUCUAGAACUUCAAGGUAAGCAUAUUACUACAGGACAAGCUCCAAAGUCAGCUUUAUUUAUAAGUAAUUGGGAUUACAGUCCUAGAAACAUUUUAAGUAGGAAAAAGAAUGUUUUACUCAAAAAUAAAAAAUAAUAUUUAAUAUACGUUUGAUAGUAUAUAUUGCUUAUAAUGUGAAUUAUAAAAUAUGCUUCUAUUAUUUCGAAAUGUUUAGUUUUAUAUAUAUAAUAAGAUUCGUAAGAUAUUAUAUAUAUGUAGCUUUAUCAAUAUCUGAAGAGAUUAACUAUGGGACCAUAAAAUCGAAGAAGAUCUAUUCAAAUUCUAUUUAUAUAAUUUAAUUUAAAUAAUUAAUUGAAUAUUCACAAUGCAAGAAUACGAAUAUUUUAUUAUAUAAUAUGAUGAGCAUAUCACAUUAUGUAUCCUUA